AUGCCUUACAACGCGGAAAUGAAAGAAAAAGCAAUGCAAGUUGCUGCAGGAGAAGCCACCAGGAGAAGCCACCAGGAGAAGCCACCAGGAGAAGCCACCAGGAGAAGCCACCCAGAGAAGCUACCAGGAGAAGCUACCAGGAGAAGCCACCAGGAGAAGCCACCAGGAGAAGCCACCAGGAGAAGCCACCAGGAGAAGCCACCAGGAGAAGCCACCAGGAGAAGCCACCAGGAGAAGCUACCAGGAGAAGCUACCAGGAGAAGCCACCAGGAGAAGCCACCCAGAGAAGCUACCAGGAGAAGCUACCAGGAGAAGCCACCAGGAGAAGCCACCCAGAGAAGCUACCAGGAGAAGCUACCAGGAGAAGCCACCAGGAGAAGCCACCAGGAGAAGCUACCAGGAGAAGCCACCAGGAGAAGCCACCAGGAGAAGCCACCAGGAGAAGCUACCAGGAGAAGCUACCAGGAGAAGCCACCAGGAGAAGCCACCAGGAGAAGCUACCAGGAGAAGCUACCAGGAGAAGCCACCAGGAGAAGCCACCAGGAGAAGCCACCAGGAGAAGCCACCAGGAGAAGUCACCAGGAGAAGCCACCAGGAGAAGCCACCAGGAGAAGCUACCAGGAGAAGCCACCAGGAGAAGUCACCAGGAGAAGCUACCAGGAGAAGCUACCAGGAGAAGCCACCAGGAGAAGCUACCAGGAGAAGUCACCAGGAGAAGCCACCAGGAGAAGUCACCAGGAGAAGCUACCAGGAGAAGCCACCAGGAGAAGCCACCAGGAGAAGCCACCAGGAGAAGCCAUCAGGAGAAGCUACCAGGAGAAGCUACCAGGAGAAGCUACCAGGAGAAGCCACCAGGAGAAGCCACCAGGAGAAGCUACCAGGAGAAGCUACCAGGAGAAGCUACCAGGAGAAGCCACCAGGAGAAGCUACCAGAAGCCACCAGGAGAAGCUACCAGAAGCCACCAGGAGAAGUCACCAGGAGAAGCCACCAGGAGAAGCCACCAGGAGAAGCUACCAGGAGAAGCCACCAGGAGAAGUCACCAGGAGAAGCUACCAGGAGAAGUCACCAGGAGAAGUCACCAGGAGAAGCUACCAGGAGAAGCUACCAGGAGAAGCCACCAGGAGAAGCUACCAGGAGAAGCUACCAGAAGCUACCAGGAGAAGUCACCAGGAGAAGCUACCAGGAGAAGCUACCAGGAGAAGCCACCAGGAGAAGCUACCAGGAGAAGCUACCAGGAGAAGCCACCAGGAGAAGCUACCAGGAGAAGCUACCAGGAGAAGCUACCAGGAGAAGCUACCAGGAGAAGCUACCAGGAGAAGCUACCAGGAGAAGCCACCAGGAGAAGCCACCAGGAGAAGCUACCAGGAGAAGCUACCAGAAGCCACCAGGAGAAGCUACCAGAAGCCACCAGGAGAAGCUACCAGAAGCCACCAGGAGAAGCCACCAGAAGCCACCAGGAGAAGCCACCAGGAGAAGCCACUAGGAGAAGCCACCAGGAGAAGCCACCAGGAGAAGCCACUAGGAGAAGCCACCAGGAGAAGCCACCAGGAGAAGCUACCAGGAGAAGCCACCAGGAGAAGCCACCAGGAGAAGCCACCAGGAGAAGCCACCAGGAGAAGCUACCAGGAGAAGCCACCAGGAGAAGCUACCAGGAGAAGCUACCAGAAGCCACCAGGAGAAGCCACCAGGAGAAGCCACUAGGAGAAGCCACCAGGAGAAGCCACCAGGAGAAGCUACCAGGAGAAGCCACCAGGAGAAGCCACCAGGAGAAGCCACCAGGAGAAACCACUAGGAGAAGCCACCAGGAGAAGCUACCAGAAGCCACCAGGAGAAGCCACCAGGAGAAGCCACUAGGAGAAGCCACCAGGAGAAGCCACCAGGAGAAGCCACCAGGAGAAGCUACCAGGAGAAGCCACCAGGAGAAGCCACCAGGAGAAGCCACCAGGAGAAGCUACCAGGAGAAGCCACCAGGAGAAGCCACCAGGAGAAGCCACCAGGAGAAGCCACUAGGAGAAGCCACCAGGAGAAGCUACCAGGAGAAGCUACCAGGAGAAGCCACCAGGAGAAGCCACCAGGAGAAGCCACCAGGAGAAGCUACCAGGAGAAGCCACCAGGAGAAGCCACCAGGAGAAGCCACUAGGAGAAGCCACCAGGAGAAGCCACCAGGAGAAGCUACCAGAAGCCACCAGGAGAAGCCACCAGGAGAAGCCACUAGAAGCCACCAGGAGAAGCAGGAUGUCUUACAGGAAACUGACAGUCUUAAAGUGUGUUGA
Molecule: messenger RNA, 2274 nt
Organism: Procambarus clarkii (red swamp crayfish)
Lineage: Eukaryota; Metazoa; Arthropoda; Malacostraca; Decapoda; Cambaridae
Source: RefSeq, a predicted model, not a curated record